This is a messenger RNA of Mustela lutreola (European mink), 3023 nucleotides long. RefSeq names its product RAB10, member RAS oncogene family (gene RAB10). Gene Ontology annotation, biological process: cellular response to insulin stimulus. Bases 7 to 609 code for a protein of 200 amino acids. The transcript is spliced from 6 exons. Gene Ontology annotation, cellular component: recycling endosome; insulin-responsive compartment; Golgi apparatus. The record is from RefSeq and is a predicted model, not a curated record. NCBI's taxonomy places the organism in Eukaryota, Metazoa, Chordata, Mammalia, Carnivora, Mustelidae. Gene Ontology annotation, molecular function: GTP binding; GTPase activity.
CUCCCAAUGGCGAAGAAGACGUACGACCUGCUUUUCAAGCUGCUCCUGAUCGGAGACUCGGGAGUAGGGAAGACCUGCGUCCUUUUUCGUUUUUCGGAUGAUGCCUUUAAUACCACCUUUAUUUCCACCAUAGGAAUAGACUUUAAGAUCAAAACAGUUGAAUUGCAAGGGAAGAAGAUCAAGCUACAGAUAUGGGAUACGGCAGGCCAGGAACGAUUUCAUACCAUCACAACCUCCUACUACAGAGGAGCAAUGGGUAUCAUGCUAGUAUAUGACAUCACCAAUGGUAAAAGUUUUGAAAACAUCAGCAAAUGGCUUAGAAACAUAGAUGAGCAUGCCAAUGAAGAUGUGGAAAGAAUGUUACUAGGAAACAAAUGUGAUAUGGAUGAUAAAAGAGUUGUACCUAAAGGAAAAGGAGAACAGAUUGCAAGGGAGCAUGGUAUUAGAUUUUUUGAGACUAGUGCAAAAGCGAAUAUAAACAUCGAAAAGGCUUUCCUCACAUUAGCUGAAGAUAUCCUUCGAAAGACCCCUGUAAAAGAGCCCAACAGUGAAAAUGUAGAUAUCAGCAGUGGAGGCGGCGUGACAGGCUGGAAGAGCAAAUGUUGCUGAGCGUCCUCCCGUCAGUUGCCAUCCACCACCCUGUUUCUCCUCUUGCUGCAAAAUAAACCACUCUGUCCAUUUUUAACUCUAAACAGAUAUUUUUGUUCCUCAUCUUAACUCUCCAGUCCCCCCGUUUCAUUUGUUCUUUCAUCCGUGACUGCUUGCUGACUUUAUAAUUUUCUUCAAACAAGAAAAUGUAUAGAAAAAUCAUGUCUGUGACUUCAUUUUUAAAUGUACUUGCUCAGCUCACCACUGCAUUUCAGUUGUAUUAUAGUCCAGUUCUUCUUAUCAACAUUAAAACCUAUAGCAAUCAUUUCAACUUUAUUCUGCAAAUUGUAUAAGAAUAAAAGUUAGAAUUAACAAUUUUAUUUUGUACAACAGUGGAAUUUUCUGUCCUGGAUAAUGUGCUUGAGUCCCUAUAAUCUAUAGACAUGUGAUAGCAAAAGAAACAAAAGCCAGGAAAACACUCAUUUUCGCCUUGAAUAUGUAAAUGGGAUUAAUUUUGUCCUGUGCCUUAUGUGGAAAGGAAUUUCUUUGGUUUUUCCUUUGUUUGUUUGUUUGUUUUGGUGGAAGCAUGUGCAGGAGACAUACAUAUCAUCCAGACAUAAACCAUUAAAAUGUUUGUGGUUUGCUUGGCUGUAAUUUUCAAAGUAGUUACUUGAGGACAAAGGGUAAUGCAGAAAUGAUAGCUUUGGUUUGCUGAGUCUUAAUUUUAAGUGGCCUUGAUAUUUAAAACUAUUCCUGCCACCAGUUCUUCUCUUGGGCCACUUUUUCCUUGUGUCUGUCUGCCUGCAUGCUGCUUUCUUUGCUUCUCCCUCCCCCACCACCCAAUGGUAUGAGUUAUUUAAAAACAAAAGGGGCAAACUAGUAGGUUUUUCAAGUUUAACAUAAAGUACUGACUUAACUCGCUAAGUAAACUGAAAGAUAAAUUCUAACUGCCUCCUACUAUCAAACGUCUUCCCCUCAUUUUCUCUCUCUCCUCAAACUUCGGCCCCAGAUUCCUCCAUUCGCUCUUUUACUUCAUGCUCUUCUCCUUCCCUCUUUGUUCCCUUUCUAUCCACUGAGUUUAUGAAAUGGAAGAGUUAAUUGCAUGCACUAGUGUUUGGAGGGUGUUGUGGUUUGUCUUUCUAAUUAGGUGUAUAGCCUGUUCACUUUCCUAGAAUAAAUCUCGUAACCGAAAUUUGAGUAGUCUCCAUUCUGGCAACUCCUCUAGCAGCUUGGUAGCCCAGUAAAGGUUUGGUUGUUUUUGAUUUUGGUUUUGUUUUAAAUGGUGGGAAGGAGGAGUAAAAUUUAUUAACAUGUUUGCCAAAUAUACUGAGAUUUGGCCUUUGAAGAACACUUUUUCAGUGUUAGGUUGUCUUUACCUUAAGAUUAGAAAUACUUUAGAAUAUUAUUAAUUUUAAGUCCUGACUUCACAUCCCUUUGGAAAAUGUGUAUUACCAUGGAUUUGGGAAAAGGACAACAAAAGGCUUUUCGUGUACAGAUAAGAUCUCCAGCUGUCUCUAACCCUGUCCUUUUUUCACUUCAUUUUCCUAGUUUUGCUUCAUGGCUUAUCAUCAGGAUAGGGUAAGUUAAGUUUGCUACGCUGCUAGCAUCCUAAGAUGAUACCUUUGUUGAAAUAAUUGUGAAUAGCAUGAUUCAUUUCUCACAGAGGCUGAGUUUAGGACAGCAGCUUCCAUUGAAAAGUCUCUGUGUGUCGUGGAUAGCAUUUUAAUGCCCUCUUGGCUCACAUUAACAGCAUAGGGACGUAUCUGCUGUAAACAUCCAUGAAUUUUUCAGAUAGUGCCCUGAAAAUUUUAUAUGCCUCACUGGUUGUUGUUCUUAGGUUUUUCCUUCACUUGACUUUAUCAUUGUUUACUAGUAAAAGCAGCAUUGCCAAAUAAUCCCUAAUUUUCCACUAAAAAUAAUAAUGAAAUGAUGUUAAGCUUCUUGAAAAGUUAUAGGUUAAACCUACUAUUGUUAGAUUAAUUUUAAUGUACGUGUUGCUUUCCUCCGUCUGGAAUGUGGCAAUAGCUUUUUUAUUUUUAACCCUCUUUAAUCCUUAUUCAAUUCAGUGACUUAAGGUUUGAGAGCUAAACACUGGGAUUUUUGGGUAAAAAAAAAAAGACUGACAGUUUUGUUUGCAUAAUUAUAAUCGGCAUUGUACAUAGAAAGGAUAUGGCUACCUUUUGUUAAAUCUGCACUUUCUAAAUAUCAAAGAAAAAAGGGAAAUGGAGUAUAAAUCAAUUUUUGUAUAACCUGUUUGAAACAUGAGUUUUAUUUGCUUAAUAUUAGGGCUUUGCCCCUUUUUCUGUAAGUCUCUUGGGAUCCUGUGUAGAAGCUGUUCUCAUUAAACACCAAACAGUUAAGUCCAUUCUCUGGUACUAGCUACAAAUUCGGUUUCAUAUUCUACUUAACAAUUUAAAUAAACUGAAAUAUUUCUA